AUGCAAACUUAAAGUUCAUUUAACAUCGUCAAUCCUGAUACUCUGCUGUCGAAGGACACCCAGCUAAAGAGAUAAGACAGACUCAGAAAAGCAGUCAUUUUUGCACUUGUUCUGGCCACUUGCAUGAGUCUAUUAAUACUCUUCACUCCUAAGAGCAAUUAUGUUCCAAGUUACUCAUUAAACCAAAGAAAUUCUUAUUAUGCCUAAGAUUAAUUAUGUGUUUAUUAAGUUUCUACAUAAUCUACAAAUUGUACCCUCAUUGAAGCCAAUACCACAUCAGUUACAAUAGAUGAAAAUGACUAGAAUUCCACACACAUCCUUAUGCUUGAUGGCUUACAAGUUUCAUCCUAUAAUAAUUAUUCAAAUGGCACUGUCAUUUUUUCAAAUUUAUAUGAAACUAAUGUAAACAUAACUGGAAAACUCAACAAUGCCCUCAGAAUCCUGGAAAAGACGAGUGACCCUUGCAACAAUCAAGACUGUGGAUCCUACAAUGAGAUUCCCAUGGUUACAUAUACCUUAGACAAAGCUAAUGGAUAAGUUUUGAGACUUCAAGUACCAAAUGGUUUAGAUGGACUUUUGCUUUAAACCUUAAUUUCAAGUAUCCAACACUUAGGCCCAAAUGUUGAAUCAUCAGAGAGAACCGAAGAAGGAAUUAAGAAUCCAGUUUAAAUCGGAAAAUAUUAAUUUAUGUCAGAAAGAGAAGUUGAUUGGACUUGGUUUGGAUAUUCAACAAUCACCAAAGAAGUUACAGAAUAAGACAGUCUUGAUAAUGAUUUCUUGGUGGGAGAUCACUUCAAAUAAAAAUAAACAACCAAAAUAAACAGAAAUAAUGAAAUUGUUGAAUCGUAGAUUUCUGUGGAUAUUGAAAUAGAUCACUCAGUUUAACUUAAUAAUUAAGAUAAACAAUACUAAAUCAAAUCUUCAAUUACUGAUAAUUCAACACUUAAGAGAGGUUAAAGCUAUUAAGACGCCUACUUUACUAAUCUACUUAAAUAGAUCAAUAACAAUUAAGAUUUAACGUCUUAUACUGCUAUCACUAUUUAAGAUAGAUUGCUUAAGUAAUAUGAAAAAAAACAAUUGAAUAUUUAGGAAUUAAAGAAGAAGGCUUUUCAUAAUAGAUUAUUAACCUAAUCAUAACUAUUUUAAAAUUAAUCAAUACAUUGUCCUUCCAACGGAUUAAUAGACUAUUCAUCCACUAUUGUAACAUUUUCAGUUAAAGGAACUAAUUUAUCCUUGGAUGUUUCUUUUAAAGGCACUGCAGGUAAUGGCAAUGCUCAAGUCACAUUGAAAUUCUGCUUAGCCCUUGAAGGUUUCUGCGUUUUUGAUUUAGUUGAUACUUCACUUUCUUAUACUGGUCAACCAUUAUAAAAUCUUGAUAUAAAUGGAAUUCAGAAUAUUUCACUGCUCUAAACUGCCUUAGUAGUUCAAGGGUUUGUUGUUAACGUUGGAGCUGACUUUAGCUAUGGAUUCAUUGUCAAAUAAAAUGUCACCCAGACUUCUUCAAUUGCCGGAUUCUCUGACACUUUCAUUGGUGCUGCCUAUUUGACUGUAUAUGGAGAUUCUCUUGUACCUAAUGUCGUUCAAGCCAGAGCUGCUGUCCUUGCUGAUAUCUUCACUGGUAAUCUUACAAGCAGUAUUGCCUUUGGAUAUAAUCCUAAAAUUCAUUCUAUCAAUUCUAAUUCAUACACUUUGAAUCUUAAUUUAGACAUGGAAGAGUUCAGAGCCUAUGCAAUUGCCUAAGUUCAACAUAGUGAGUUGUCUUCUAAGAAGAAAUGCAAGAGACAUUUAGGAGUUGUGAAAGUCUGUUAUCAAGUGCCAACUGUUGGUUUGAUGGGUGAUUGGAUCACUCUUUACAAGAACAAUUGGGGAUUCCAUGAUUUGGUGUAAAAUUAUACCUUGUAUGGUUUCCAAUCAUAAUGCUUCCUCAAUCAGAAUUGAUAGCAUUUUAAUAAAUAACAAAUUAUUUUAAAAUACC
Molecule: messenger RNA, 1975 nt
Organism: Paramecium octaurelia
Lineage: Eukaryota; Ciliophora; Oligohymenophorea; Peniculida; Parameciidae
Source: the annotation of a GenBank genome assembly